UAUGUCAAAUCUCUAAGUACAACUAAUUAAGAAGCCUGAUGCCAAAUAUCCUAGAGUGAAUGAUGUUUUCUAAGUUAAGACAACAUCAACACCAACUGCUAAUCAACUUAAAGAUGGUGAAGUAUUGUUGGAAAAUCUAUACUUCUCAAUUGAUGCAACAAUGAGAGUAUGGAUUAGUGGGUAUUUAUUAUAAUAUUAAAUCAUAUUAGUGCUAAGACUUAUGUAGAUCCAGUCCUUCCUGGUAAUACUAUGUUUGGUUAAGCUGUGUCUAAAGUUCUAGCUUCAAAGAGUGAAAAAUUCUAAAAAGGGGAUUAUGUGAUUGGUCUUGUUAAUUGGACACUCUAUUAAAUUAUUAGUGAUGCCAAACUACAUCUUGUUAAGAGAGGAGGAGACAUUGAUGAUUUGACUGGAUAUUCAUUCUUAGGUCCAUUAGGAAUCAGUGGAUUGACAGCUUAUAUUGGAUUUGAAGCUAUUGGUAAACCAAAAGAGGGAGAAACUGUUGUUAUCUCUGCAGCUGCUGGAGCUGUUGGAGAAAUUGCAGUCUAAUUAGCAAAAACAUAUUACAAAUGUAAAGUUAUUGGAAUUGCCGGUGGUCCAGAAAAAUGUGAUUAUGUUAAGAAAUAAUUGGGUGCACAUGAUUGUAUUGAUUACAAAAAUGAAAAUCUUAGUAAAAGACUAAGAGAAUUAACACCCAAUGGAAUACAUGUAUAUUUUGAUAAUGUUGGUGGAGAAAUGCUCGAUGAAAUAUUGAUGCAUAUUACAGAUCAUACUAGAAUUAUUCUUUGUGGAGCUAUUGCCACAUAUAAUUAAACUGGAGGUAAAUUUAUUUUUAUUAUCUAUGUAGAACCAUAUAAAGUGAAGAAUUACCCUAGAUUAAUUAUAAAAAGAGCAGUCAUGUAAGGUUUCCUUUAUUUUGAUCAUCCUGAAUUAUUCAAACCAGGAUAAGCAACUAUAACUUAAAUGAUCAAAUAAGGAUAAUUGAAAGUAAAACAUAUCAUGUAAAUAUAUUUAGAUAAGAUAUGAUGUUCAAAACGGAUUAGAAUAAGCUCCAAAUGGAUUAGCUAAAUUAUUAUUAGGUUAAAAUAAUGGUAAAGUAGUAGUGAAAGCAAAAUCAGAUCAACCAAAGCUUUGAUU
Molecule: messenger RNA, 1134 nt
Organism: Paramecium pentaurelia
Lineage: Eukaryota; Ciliophora; Oligohymenophorea; Peniculida; Parameciidae
Source: the annotation of a GenBank genome assembly